Molecule: messenger RNA, 2105 nt
Organism: Cotesia glomerata
Lineage: Eukaryota; Metazoa; Arthropoda; Insecta; Hymenoptera; Braconidae
Product: CD9 antigen-like
Exons: 4
Coding region: 168-962 (264 amino acids)
Cellular component (GO): membrane
Source: RefSeq, a predicted model, not a curated record
UUUUAAUUUAAAAAAUUUCUUCUGGUAAUAUUAUUUAAAUAUUUUUGAUGUUUUUUUUCGUAUUAACUCAUAUUGAUAUGAAAUAAACAGAUAUUAAAAACAAGUGUUCAACGUUAAUAACAACUAUUACUUAAUAUACAAAAAUAAAAUAAAAAGUUUUCACAACUAUGGUUCUUUCUCAUUGUUAUGGUGUUAUGAAAUACACUCUUGUAUUUGUCAACCUUAUAUUUUGGGUUCUUGGUCUAACUGCAGUCGUCUUUGGAACAUGGAUGCUUGUGGACCAAACCUUUAUUUUAUCAUUAACUCAAGAACAGCAUAAUUAUUAUGCUGGAUUGUACAUCACCCUUGCAGCGGGUGCUCUUUUGCUGAUCGUCGCAUUUUUGGGAUGUUGCGGAGCUUUCCGUGAAUCACAAUGCAUGCUUGUUGGCUUCUUCAGCUGCCUGCUUGUGGUCAUAGUUGCUCAGAUCGCAGCUGGAGCUUGGCUGUAUACUAAUCGAGAUGGUAUUGAACCUUUAGUCCAGGCUUCUUUCAUGAAUACUGUUAAAGAUGAAUAUGGACAAAUAGAUCACCGUACUCAAACUGUCGAUUCUAUUCAAGAAAAUUUACAAUGCUGCGGAGCAAGUGGACCUAAUGAUUGGGCCAGCUCUAAAUAUGGAAGCUCUAAUGGUCCAAUAAGUCUUACUGUAUCUAGUCCAAAGAAUGAUUACAUAGUUCCUGAAUCUUGCUGCAAAGUCAAAGAUACCAAUCUUUGCAAUACUGCACGAAAAAUCAAAGUUGGAGGCUUUGUACCAUCAGAAAUUUACUCCAAGGGUUGCGUCAAUAAGCUAAGAAACGUUCUCAGCAGUCAAGGCUACAUUGUUCUUAUAGUAAUAAUAGUACUUUGUGUUGUUGAAUUAAUCGGUGUGAUAUUUUCGCUUAUUCUUUGUUGCGCUAUCGGUUCAUCAGAUCGAUACAAAGCUUAAGAAUAUGAAAUGUUAUAAACAUGAUAAAUAAUCAUUCAUAAAUCUAUGUCUCUUACGUGCCAUUAAUACUCAAUACAUUACAAAUGAUUUUUUUUACAAGACAUUUUUAAAAUAAUCUUCGGGUAUAUUUUAUCUUAAAAGCUACAUUUUGUAACAUUUAUUUGAAUAUUUGUGUGUGUUUAAUAUAGUAGUAAAAAUUAAUUAAAAUUUUGAAUGCUGAGAUGAAAUUAAAUUUAUGAAAAAAAAAAAAAAAAAAAAAACAGAGAAAUAAGAAUUAUAUUGAAUGUGUUGAUUUUUUUACCAAAGAUUCAAAGAUUUACAUUUUGUUAAUGAUUGUUGUCUCGAGAGUUGCAUUCCUUUUGAGAUUAAAUAAGAAAUAUUGAUAUGAGUAAGUCAAGUUUUCGCACAAACUUGCCAAUAAAUCAACAAAGAUAUUUACAAACAAAUGAGAAAAAUAAUUAUAAUAAUUUGGAAUCUCAUAUUAUUUGAUAAAAAUUUUUCUUUUAAACUUAACUGUAUUUAUCAAUAAUUUUUAUUAAGGGUAAAAAAAUAUAAUUGAUUUACCCAAUGAACUGAUAAAAGGUAACUAUUAAAAAAAUAAAAUUUUGGAUGCAUUUAUAUUUCCUUUACCAUACUUAUUUAGUUAUAAAAUCGUAAUUGAAUAUUUAUACAAGAAAAAUAUACAUUUAUUUUAUUAAUCUAUUAAUUAUCUUAAUAUUUUUAUAUUUAUUUCGUGUUUGAUUGUAGGGUUUCGUUUCUUUAAUUAUGUUGUAUGAUUUCGACAUGUAUAUCAUUAAGCUUAAAAAAAGUUAUUUUUUUUUUAUUGAUUAAUUUUAUGUACAGUACUUCUACCUAAGAUAUGACAGGUUAUUAUUUUUUUUUUCUCUUGAUAAUAACUAAUGGAAAAAUUGACACAACUGAAAUAUCUUAGAGGUGAAAUAACUUGUACAACACAUUUGAAUUGUAAUAAGCUUAAGUGAACAAUAACAUUUUUGUAACACAAAAAUAAAUGAUAUCUCGUAAGACGACGCAAAAAAAUCGAUUAUUUUUUUUUUUUUAAUUUCCGAUGAAAAUAUGCUUAUAUUUUAAGAGUUCUCACCAAAAAUCAGCACGAUUAAAACUUUUAGAGGUCACCUGAGUCUU